Messenger RNA from Xenopus laevis (African clawed frog), 6916 nucleotides. Its product is annotated as protocadherin gamma-A4. NCBI's taxonomy places the organism in Eukaryota, Metazoa, Chordata, Amphibia, Anura, Pipidae. The transcript has 4 exons. Bases 1068 to 3851 code for a protein of 927 amino acids. The record is from RefSeq and is a predicted model, not a curated record.
AUUACAGAGAAUAAGAUUUUACAUUUUAAACAUUGCAAUUGUUUCAGUAAAUUUUACCAUAAUUGUUAUUGAUAUUGUUUAUAAAAAAAAGCUAAAUAAUUGACUUGUAUUGAAAGGCCUUAUAUAACGGAACAACCUACAGUAAACUUCCCUAACUUCCCUACCCUGAAUUAAUAAACAGCCAAGCAGGUUGCAGUCUAUGAGUAUGUACAGGUUAUUUCCUUAAGGGUAGGGAAGUUUAUUGUAGGUUGCUCUGUUAUCUAUAUUAUCUAUAAUUUGUAGUUUGAGUGCUGAGUAGCCUUGCAUGUUAUGAUGUGAAAGUAAUUUCUAGCAUGUUACAUGUUGGCUAUGAAAAAAAUAGAUUCAAUGUAUAUAAAUGCUUAAAUAUAUAUACAUGUUGGCCAGAGUAGAUGAAGCUCAAGAAAAUGUAUAUAUCAUGAAAAAAUAAUGACUUUUCUCCUCUUCUAUAAUGUUGAUGGUAUAAGGACAUAAAAGCAAUAGGCAAGCAUGCUGGACAUAUUUCAACUUCCCAUAAAUUCAAACUCUCUAUAUACAACCUAAAUGCUAUAAUAUUCAUAAAUUAACUUGCACGUAUUUUUGGCUUUGCCUAGAACACAUAGAAAUACCAGUAUUCACUAAUAUGUCUGAAACUCACUAAUUUUAUCAAUUAGAAAUUACUUAUUUUUUAGGUUGACUGCGUGUUACCUAAUCGUAAUAGGUUUUAUAAGGUUUCCAUUUUUUUAGAUAGAAAAUGUAGACCUUGAUAUGUGAGCACCAGAGUAAUGUAUGCUUCACUAGAGGGGUAAAGUGUGAUAAUUUUGAAAGUGUCAGUAGAUGGCAGCAGUAUCUCUCUCCAUGCUCACAUGUAACUAAGUACAUCUUGGAAUGGAAUCUGUGUGUGUGCAAAUGUCCUGAGAUAACAGCAGUUAAGCAAACCCGAUCCAUUGAGGAGACUAGUAAGAAGAGUGCAGUUUCAUUCUGUGAAACAAAAACAAGCCUGAAUAUACUGUUAUCUGAACCCACUUUCUAAUACAAAAUUCAAGAUUUUGACCUGAUAGACGAAGAUCAUGUCGAGUUGGAGAGUAUUAUUUUUAUUUGCUGUUUUCAAUUGGAGCUACAUCUCUGCUCAGCCGAGAUAUUCUGUACUUGAAGAAUCAGAGCCUGGGUCUUUUGUAGGAAAUGUUGUUCAGGAUCUAGGAUUAAACAAGGUGGAUAUUUCUGAAAGAGGAAUACGUCUGACAUCAGAGAAAACCAUGGAAUACUUUGCCCUGAAUCUGGAGAGUGGCACUCUUGUGGUGAAAAGCAGAAUAGACAGAGAAAAGCUGUGUGGAUUCAGUACAAGUUGCAUGCUUCCAGUGGAAAUUAUUAUUGAGAAACCUUUGGAGUUGUUUCGCCUGGAAGUGAAGAUUGUAGAUGUCAAUGACAACGCCCCACAUUUUCAUAACACUGAGCGUAUCAUAAGAAUGACAGAACUCGCGGCUGUUGGCUCCCGAUUCCCCUUGGAACGAGCUCAAGACUCAGAUGUGGGAACUAAUACAGUUAGCGCAUAUAAAUUACCUGACAAUCAAUAUUUUUCCUUAGCUGUACAGAACAGGAAAGAUGAUAAACCUUUUCCCGUGCUUGUGCUAGACAAAGCAUUGGAUAGAGAAGAACAAGAUGGCUACCAGUUAGUUCUCACCGCCUUCGAUGGUGGAAAUCCACCUAAAUCUGGAACUAUCAUGAUAUCUAUCAUUGUUCUAGACUUUAAUGACAAUCCUCCUGUAUUUGAUGGCGCCGUUUACAAAAUUAGCUUAAAAGAAAACUUACCAUUUAAUACCCUAGUUAUACAGCUACACGCAGAUGAUAAAGACGAAGGUCCAAAUGGUGAGGUCAGUUAUUUUUAUGAAGAUCAGAACACAGAAAAUGUAUUAAGUUUGAAUCAACAAACAGGUGAAAUACGUGUUCAAGGAAAGGUUGACUAUGAAGAGAAAACGUCUUAUGAAAUUUCAGUAAUAGCCAGAGAUCAUGGGGUACCUGAAAUGGAAGGACAUUGCAUUGUUCAAGUGGAUGUUGAGGAUUUGAAUGACAAUGCUCCUGAAAUUAUUUUAUCAUCCUUUGUCAGUUCUGUUCCAGAGGAUACCCCCAUUGGAACAACGGUAUUACUCUUCAGUGUUAAAGACCAAGAUUCUGGUAAAAAUGGAGAAGUGAACAUACAUAUUUCUCCCAGUCUUCCAUUUGAGAUUUUAUCUGUUCAAAACCAUUAUUCCUUAAUUACCAAUCAAUUACUGGACAGAGAGCUUGAUGAUCAAUAUACAGUUCAGCUGACCGCCAGAGAUAUGGGAUUCCCUCAACUGCAAACUGAGGCAACAAUUGAUCUGAAAAUCACUGACACCAAUGAUAACCCUCCGACAUUUGAGCAACUUCCAGAAGGUAUUUAUAUAAAGGAAAACAAUAAGCCUGGUGCUCUGCUCCAUGCAGUCUCUGCUUCAGAUCAAGAUGAAGGAGAAAAUGCCCACGUUCAAUAUUCUAUAUAUAACAGACUUGUAGAUGGUUCCCCUACUUCAUCCUUUGUUUACAUUGAUAAACACAAUGGAAAAAUCUACACCCAACAAUCCUUUGAUCGCGAAGAGGUGCAACAUGUGGAGUUUACUGUGACAGCUGAGGAUUUUGGAUCUCCAAGACUUUCCUCAAAUAUUACUAUUCACUUAUACAUCUUGGAUGAAAAUGAUAAUUCCCCUAUAAUAUUAUUCCCGGAAAUAUCCCAGAAUCUCCAAGCACCACAGCCAAUCCCGAAAGCUCUGCCAGCUGGUUCUUUAGUAACUAAGGUCGUAGCUGUGGAUGCGGAUUCUGGGUAUAAUGCCUGGCUCACCUACAAUUUAACUGAAGUCUCUAGUCUCAACCUAUUUGAAAUAAUUCCGCACACAGGAGAAAUCAAGUUAGCCCGAAACAUUCAAUAUACAGAUCCUACCUUACAAAAACUCUUUAUUUUAGUUAAAGACUAUGGAAACCCUCCCAAGUCAUCCACAGCUACAUUACACAUUUCCUUAGAAGACCAUGUGAAUAAGCAGAGCAUUUUCUCCAAUGAUAUAGCCAUUACUGACAGCACUAAACAAAGGCACGAUCUGACCCUGUAUUUAGUGAUCGCUCUAGUUGCAGUUAGUGUAGUGUCCGCUAUUACCUUUCUUAUAUUGCUCACAAAAUGCAUUCGAAGGAGAAGCACAUUUGCUAACUGUGACUGCUGCUGUUUGCACCAGUCACAGUCAAAUCAGUACUUGGGCCAUACUCACAAAACUAUGCAGCUGGACCAAAAUGGAACCUUACAGUAUUUUGAAUUAUCUAUGGCGUCUGAAGGGCAACAAAGUCAGUGUUACCAAUUAGCCAGUACACCGAAUAUUGACAGUGGAACCCUAAACAUAAUGAGAUCAUUGAAUUUCCCUCAACUGAAGGACUUGGUUAAUAAGGAUACUUUACCAGGAGGUUAUAGGUGGAAAGAGACUUUACAGCAGGCGCAACCUAACGCAGACUGGCGAAUCUCACAGGCUCAGAGACCAGGACCUAGCGGAGCUCAGCCAGCCGAGGAAUCUGGAGUGUGGCCAAACAACCAGUUUGAAACGGAGAGACUGCAAGCCAUGAUUUUGGCAUCUGCAAAUGAAGCUGCUGAAGGAAGUUCAGCCCUUGGAGGUGGGACUGGAACAAUGGGACUCAGCGCCCGCUAUGGACCCCAAUUUACCCUUCAACAUCUACCCGACUACAGGCAGAACAUCUACAUUCCAGGAACCACAGCAACACUCACAAACGCUGCAGGGAAAGGGAAAUCAGCUGCACCUUCGGGAGGAAACAAGAAGAAAUCGGGCAAAAAGGAAAAGAAGUAAAGAUGGAUUGGCUGACACCAACAGGGCAGAAGCCCCCCGAGAACCUUUCCCCAGCCUAAAUCCUUGAGAAAUGUGGAGAGAAAUUGGAAAACAAGAAUGAUAAUUGGAAUUUAUGUGUCAUUUUUCAGAACAAGCGGUGGGAGAAACUCAUGGUUCUGUCGAUAAUUAUAAGAGUAAAGGGCCCUGUCGAUAGUAGCCAAUAUUUUGCAGUCACAUCUAUAUUUUGCGGAGUUAUUUCUUAGCUAAAUACAUUCUCUUUUUACUACAUUCUAUAUAAAUUUAACUUCCCACGUGUAUAGCUGUGCAAUCUUUUCCAGUGUAUAUAAUUAUGGCUAAAUAGUUAAUUUAUAAUUUAUGCUCAUUAGGGAGUUUCUGAAAUAUUGCAGGUCCAGAGCUCAUAUUUAGAUAGAGACAUAUGAUUAUUAUUAUUUUUUUCAGACACUGUGGAUGUUUUUUUAUGCUGCAAUAUUUCUCUAGAAAGUCUCUAGGACACCACAGGGCACUGAAUGGAAAUGGAACACUUGCACUUGCAAUGCUGCCAUCUUAAUGAGAGACAGGCACACAUCGUAUUAGUGGCGUUCACACAAACACGUAGAAAAGAUAAAGCCACUAAUCCUGUUCAGUGCUUAUUGGAAUCGGUAACUUGAAAAAAGUUAUGAUCUUACCUAAAAGUGGCACAAGGGAGAAAUAUCUCUCUGAGCCUGAGAAUAGAACCAAAAGCUGCUAUGCACAGACAUUUUUGUUGGGGUAAUAUUUUUUUUUUGUCCUCUGCUCUGAGUAAUGAACAGAAUAAUUUCUAUUUGUACACAUAUACAUGCAUGUGUAAUGGUCACUCAGCACCACUAUUUCCAAAGGGGAAGGGGAAGGGGAAGCCAGUUAAACUGCAUGUGCAUAAUCAGCAUGGGGUCGUUCAUUCUUUGUAUGGAAUGUUAGAGGAGUGAGCCUGUUUAGUGCAGGUCAAAUAUAAAGGGCUUGGAAGAUAAUUAGUAGGGUCUGGGAGGGAGGGAAGAGGUGGGUUGGGAGGUUUGAGAGUUCCAGAGAGCGGUUAGCCUCACAGCAGAAGCAAAUGAAUCAUCCUAUUGAUCUUGAAUCAUCUGACCGUUGAGUAAGUGCUUGGUCAUGAUGGAAACCCACAGCUUUAUAUGAAUAGCUACAAUACUUUCACUCUUCAAAAUGUGCCGACUUGGCACAGUCAGAUAUGCUUGUGGUUGUAAAGUCAUCAAAUGUCCAGAGAUUAGGAGAUCUGGAUGGCACAGCAUCUUAUGGCAUGAUGUUGGGCAAAGACCUAGAACAAAAUGAAUAUGAUGGCUUCUAAAAUAGAUUGUUUGGCCAAAACAUGUUGCUGCUGCUGAUUGGCCACGGAUACUAUAAAAGGAUACAUACCUUGGCAGAAUAUGAAAUAGAUGAUCUGUGUAUCAAUAAAUAAAGAUGGGAAAAUCUGUUGGAAAAAAAACACAUAAAUCUUUUAUCACUACAGAAAAACAUUAUAGAUAUUUAGACUAAUCCUGUUUAAGUCAAUGUAUUUCUUUAAACAUUUCCUUCCUAUGCCGGCUAUCUUUUUUUUCCUUUUAUAUGUAUUGUUUGUCUGAACACUGUUUAUUUUCUUUGUAUUUUGGUGACGAAUGUCUUAUAUUUUCAACCGCAUAACAUAUAAUCAGGGUGCAAGGACAGAGACAACCUUUGGAGGGGGUUGAAGCAAGUUAUUUAAAGUUCCUGCAGAAUUUGCGAUUAGCUCUGCUCUGUACAGAUAUUAUAUUCAGUUUGGCUGCACUGAAAGCAUGUUGGUGCAUGUCCAGUCUCCCUAAAUCUCACAACCAUCAGCCAUUAUUUGGUGGAAGUCUAUGGAGGCUGGGAAUGCGCUUGUGCUCCUUAUGUGUGGAAAGUCUGAAAGCAUCUCUUGCAUAGACCUGUAUCAUGUUACAUUUAUUUAUCAUGGGGGUCUGUUGAAGGGUUUUAUAGCUAAUAUAUUAAGGCUCAUUUAUCAGGUGUCAAAAACUGAACCCAUCAGCAUAAUCUACACACAGCCUAUUGAUCUAUGCCCUUGUGCCAGUUCAAGCAUGUAUGCCAGGAACACAAAGAAUUGUGCGCAUCAGUAAGAGAUAUAUCUGCCAGGAGGUUUGUGCACCCAGCAUUGGGCUGGAACUGUCCUUAGAGGUCCCCUGCCCCAGUCGCAUAUAUAGCAACUCAACUCAACUGCCCCCACCCCAUGCGUACCUUAUACUUAACCACUGUGGCCGCCAUUGGGGUGGUCCAGGGGGGGACGUCAGUUUUCAGUGGGGAGCAUGUCUGUGUCGGCAGGGCCCACCAGGUAUUUUUCCCGGUGUUCCACCAGCCCAUUCCAACACUGGGUGCACAGUGAUCAAAUUAAAUGUUAUCUUGUGCCUGCUUUUUGCCCUACAUGUAUAUACAUUAUAAAUGAGCUGUAAUAUAUCAUCUAUAGUCACUCUAUACAUUUAAAUAUUCCAUUCCUCUUGUUCGGGUUUUUUCAAAUGCUCUGAUAAGAAAGCGACGUAUUCACCAAACCAAUGUCUUGCAAAUCAAUGAACCUGUUUCGUGGUAGUAUUCCCAAAACCACCCAUUUCUGCUUCCUGUGCCACCCAACCUGCAAGGUGAACAAGGGUAAAUACAUGAGUGCACUAAUAACCUUUUUCACGGCUGUUAACGCUAGUACCAAGAAUGUCAUUUAAGCCAUUUAGCUGUAGAAUACAUUUUGCAAUUUAAUUUCUAACGACCAUUCAUUGUAGCUGAGCUGGUGUUGUACAUAGUAAUGUGAUACUUUCACCCCCCCCCCUUUAGAGAUUUUGUGGACAGCGGUAAUUUAAUUCCUCCUGUAUCUUUUCUGUGUGGUUUGUGAUAUAAAUGUACAUGAAAGUAAAUACACCUGUUCUUUCAAUGUGUCUAAUACUGAAACUGUACUUAUAUAUAGAGAAAAAAAAUGCUUUCACCCUUAUAUGCGUAUAGGCUAAUGUCAAUGUACGACAUGCAAGUUUUAUACUCUGAUAUUUAUAUUGCUUUCCUUUCUUUGAACAAAAAAAAAUUAAAUAAAACGUUUUCUUCCACAAAAA